Xenopus laevis (African clawed frog) is the source of this 668-nucleotide messenger RNA. RefSeq names its product lysosomal acid phosphatase-like. The transcript is spliced from 6 exons. The coding region runs from base 1 to 627 and encodes 208 amino acids. The record is from RefSeq and is a predicted model, not a curated record. Lineage: Eukaryota; Metazoa; Chordata; Amphibia; Anura; Pipidae.
AUGGACUUCAUUUCGGCUUUCCUACAGAUGGUGGCCAAGAAGAACGGCCUAUCAGACUGCACUUUAGAAUCAGUGUGGUCUGUCUAUGAUGUUCUGUUCUGCGAGAAAAUGCACAACUUUUGUCUUCCAACAUGGGCAACCACCAACGUUCUAGCCAAGCUGAAGAAAUUAAUGGAUUUCAGCUUCAUCUUCCAAUUUGGGAUCCAUGAGCGCGUCAAGAAGGCUCGUUUGCAAGGAGGUUUGCUAGUGAAUAAGAUUCUGAAGAACAUGAUGGCAAAAGCUGAUAAUUCCACCUACGACCUUAAACUUGUUGCAUAUUCUACUCAUGAAAACACCCUAGGAGCGUUACAGAUUGCUCUCAAUGUCUACAAUGGACAACAGGCCCCAUAUGCCUCCUGUCAAAUUUUUGAGCUCUUCGAGGAAGAUACUCGGGACUUCACAGUGCAGAUGUAUUUCAGAAACCAAAGUGGUGAAACACCAUAUCCAGUCUCGCUGCUAGGAUGCGCCCAUGUCUGCUCUUUGGAAGACUUUCAGGACUUGCUGCAGCCUGUUAUCACUCAAGACUGGGGAGCAGAAUGGCAGGACAUUCAUUUCAGUAAAAGAAAAAAAUCUAAAGGGGUAAUGUGAGGCUCAAAGUGAAUGAAGAAUUAUUGCCCUUUAAAUGGGUU